CUAUCUAUCUAUCUGUCCACAGACUUAAACUUGAAAUCACGCAUACGGCGACUCACUCGGAGGGGUACGACGAGCAGGCCAGCAAAUCGCAGCAGAGGGUUGCUGAGGGGCAGAAACAACACCAACACAGAGAGUGAGAGAGAGAGUGAGAGAGAGCGAGAGACACAGAGACACACAGAGACAAAGAGCAGAGAGCUCGGAGAGCUGUGUGGCAAGAGAGAGAGCUGCUGCUGCUGUUUGGCAUCAUCUUAUGAUGUCAUCAGAGGAGUACGACGCGGACUGUUUCGGUUUGUACAGCGAUGAGAGCAACGUGCUGCUGAAGGCAGUCGUGGAGCCGCAACCACCACACUCAAGCAGCAACGGACAUACGACACCAACACAGAUACAGACACAGCCGACACAGCAGACACACGCACAGUCACAGAUAAACGGCGACGGCAGCAGCAACACGGCGAAUUCCGGCGAGAGCAAAAGCGCGGCGGAGAAGGAACAGAAAGAGAAGGAACAACUUCAGCAGCCGAACGACUGCGAUUCGGACGACUCGGACGACGUCGUCGUCGUGCUCGAAGGCUGCGAAGGCAGCAGCAGCAACAGCAGCAGCGGAAAAGCCGCCGCCGUCGCCGCCGCCACAGCCACAGCCACGAAGGCAAACAGCAGCACCGCCAGCACUCGGAGCAGUCGCAACCAUCGCAGCCCGCGCAGCAGUCGGCAAAUCAUUCAGUCAUCGGCCGUCGGCAAGACAACAACGUGCGCGGCUAAAAAAUUAUUAGUGCCAGCGACAGCCACCUCGAAGACUUCAAACGCGAGCGUCGUAUCCGUAUCCGUAUCCGGUAGUAGUGCCAGCAAAGUGAAUCGUCGUUCGCGCCACAGAUCCUUGAGCAAAGACAACCAGCAACAGACAACAAGCAACAGCAACAGCAACAGUAACAGCAAUAACAAUAAUAACAAUCAUAAUAGCAACAACGGCGGCACAACGGCAACCGCUGCUGGCUUCAUGAGUAGCGCUGCUGCGGCCGCUGCGGGUGCCGCUGGUGGAGCCCUGUUCCAACCCCAACCGCAGGCCAACAGCACGGCCAACACGAGCCCCACGCUCAGCCUCAAUCCCAGCCACCAGUCCGCUGCAGUGGGCGGUGGGCAACAGUCGCCGGUCGCCAGCAGCAAUUCACCCGGUUCCGGUUCCGGAUCCGUGUCGGGCUCCGGCUCCGGCUCCGCCUCGUCACUGCUGACGGCUGCCUUUGGCAACCUGUUCGGCGGCUCAUCGGCCAAGAUGCUGAACGAGCUCUUUGGCCGGCAAAUGAAACAGGCACAGGACGCGACCAGCGGGUUGCCCCAGAGCCUGGACAACGCCAUGCUGGCCGCCGCCAUGGAGACGGCCACCAGUGCCGAGCUGCUGAGUGCCGCAGGCCUCGUCGGCAGCCUCAAUGCCACCUCCAAUGCCACAUCCAAGCUGCUGCUGCACAACAACAACAGCAUUCCGGGCAGCGGCGGCACGCCGCUGAGCAACGGCCUGAACGCCUCGAUCUCGCCCGGAUCCGCGCACAGUUCGAGCCACUCGCACCAUGCCACCUCCUCGCCCAAGGGCGGCAGCAGUCGUCGGGUGUCGGCCUGCAGCGAUCGCUCCCUGGAUGGGGCGACCUCCGCUGCAGCCUCUGCCGCCGAUGUGGCCGGAGGAUCGCCGCCGCGAGCGGCUUCGGUGAGUUCGCUGAACGGCGGCGCCAGCAGCGGGGACCAGCAGCUGCAGCACGACCUGGUGGCCCAUCACAUGCUGCGCAACAUACUGCAGGGCAAGAAGGAGCUGAUGCAACUCGACCAGGAGCUGCGCACCGCCAUGCAGCAGCAGCAGAUGCAGCAGCAGGAGAAGGAGCAGCAGCAGCAGCAGCAGCUCCACACGAAGCUCAACAACAACAAUAACAACAACAGUGUGGCAGCCACAAACAACAACAACAACAUGGACUGCAUCAACCUGAUCGAGGACACGGAAAUGGCGGACAUCAAGAUCAAGAGCGAGCCCCAAACGGUGCCCCAGCCGCAGCAGUCGCCGCACGGCAGCAGCCACAGCAGUCGCAGCGGAAGUGGCAGCCACAGCAGCAGCCACAGCCUGGCCAGCGAUGGCAGCCUGCGACGCAAGUCCUCGGACUCGAUGGACAGUUCGGGCGCCCGCGAAGAGGCGGAGGCUGAUGGCGAGGACGAGACGCCAGUCGGGGAGAGCAGCGCUGUGGAGGAGCAGCAGCAGAAGCUGCAGCAGCUGGCCACCAAAAAGGAGUCCAUCGAGGACAUGCUGGACGAGGCGGAGCUGCUGGGCAUGCACUCGGCGCGCGGCUCGGACCUGGAGUCGCUGGCCUCGCCCUCGCACUCGGACAUGAUGCUGCUGGACAACAGCAAGGACGAUGUGCUGGACGACGACGAGGACGACGACUGUGUGGAGCAGAAGCGCGACCAGGGCUGCCUCAAGAAGCCCGGCAUGGAGCUGAAGCGCGCCCGCGUCGAGAACAUUGUCUCGGGGAUGCGCUGCAGUCCCUCCUCGAUUGUCCAGGCGGGUCAGCUGCAGGUGAAUGGCUGCAAGAAGCGCAAGCUCUACCAGCCGCAGCAGCACGCCAUGGAGCGCUAUGUGGCGGCCGCCGCCGGCCUCAACUUUGGCCUCAAUCUGCAGAGCAUGAUGCUCGACCAGGACGACAGCGAGCAGUCGAAUGAGCUGGAGUCGCCGCAGAUCCAGCAGAAGCGCGUCGAGAAGAACGCCCUCAAGUCGCAGCUGCGGUCCAUGCAGGAGCAGCUGGCCGAGAUGCAGCAGAAGUACGUGCAGCUGUGCACCCGCAUGGAGCAGGAGUCCGAGUGCCAGGAGCUGGACAACGACCAGGACGCAGAGCAGGACAUAGACCCCGAACAGGAACAGGAGCAGGAACAGGAGCAGGAGCACGAACAGGAACAGGAACAGGAGCCAGAGCAGGACAAUGGCAGCAGUGACAACAUUGAGCUGUCGCCCUCCCCCACGCUCACCGGCGGCGACAUCAGUCCCGCCCACAAGGAAGAGGCUGGCGGACAGGACGGGCGGGCGGGCUCCAGCUCACCGAAGCCCAAGACGGCGCUGAGCGAGAGUGGCGCCCCCAGCAACAGCACCAACAUGCUCUCCCAAAUGAUGUCCAAGAUGAUGUCCAGCAAGCUGCACAAUCCCCUGGUGGGGCAUCCCGCCCUGCCGCAGGGCUUCCCUCCGCUGCUGCAGCACAUGGGCGACAUGUCGCAUGCGGCGGCCAUGUACCAGCAGUUCUUCUUCGAGCAGGAGGCACGCAUGGCCAAGGAGGCGGCCGAGCAGCAGCAGCAACAGCAGCAGCAGCAGCAGCAACAACAGCAGCAACAGCAGCAGCAGGAGCAGCAGCGUCGCUUCGAGCAGGAGCAGCAGGAGCAACGCCGCAAGGAGGUGCAGGAGCAACAGCAGCAGAUCCAGCGCCAGCAGCAGCACUUGCAGCAGCUGCAGCAACAGCAAAUGGAGCAGCAGCAGCAGCAGCAACAUGUGGCCACGGCGCCGAGGCCCCCACAGAUGCACCAUCCGGCACCGGCGAGACUGCCCACGCGACUGGGUGGAGCCGCCGCACACAGCGCCCUCAAGUCCGAGCUGUCGGAGAAAUUCCAGAUGCUGCGCAACAGCAACAACAACUCGAUGAUGCGCAUGUCCGGCACGGACCUCGAGGGCUUGGCGGACGUCCUGAAGUCGGAGAUAACCACCUCGCUGUCGGCGCUUGUGGACACGAUCGUGACGCGGUUCGUCCACCAGCGGAGGCUGUUCAGCAAGCAGGGGGACUCGGUGACAGCCGCCGCCGAGCAGCUCAACAAGGAUCUGCUGCUGGCAUCGCAGAUACUCGACCGCAAGUCGCCGCGCACAAAAGUGGCGGACAGAGGAGGACCCGGAGCCCAGAACGGCCCCACGCCGACCACACAAUCAGGUAAUAAUGGUUCACUACUCCUAGCCCCUAGUCAAAUGCCCCCCCAGCCGCCAAUGCCACCAAUGCCGCCAGCGGUGGUCAGCGUGGCCAAUGCACAGCAGCAGCAGCAGCAGCAACAACAGCAGCAGCAGCAGCAGAACGUGCCACAGCAGCAGCAGCAGCCACCUCAACAGAAUCCCCAGCAGCAGCAGCAACAGCCGCCGAAUGUGCAACAUCUCCAUGCCAUGCCCCCCAAUUGCCAGCAGCUGAUAGCCGCCCCCCGCCUCAAUGGCAACCAGCUGUCGUUUGCCUCCCCAGCCGCUGCUGCGGCGGCAGCGAUGGGUCUGCAGAUGCACCAUGCGGCCGCAGCGGCAGCAAUGUCCGCCCAACAGCAGCAGCAGCAGCAGCACCAACAGCAACAGAAUGUGCAACAGCAGCAGGCGGGGGAGAGUACUAGUACUAACCAGAGCCCGGGGAAUCCGACUAACAACAGUAGCUUAAGUACCCUUAAUAUACCACCUCCUCACAUUCGUCCUUCGCCCACAGCGGCUGCCAUGUUCCAGGCGCCCAAGACGCCGCAGGGCAUGAAUCCGGUGGCCGCCGCCGCGCUCUACAACUCGAUGACCGGACCCUUCUGCCUGCCACCCGAUCCGCAGCAGCAGCAGGCCGCCCAGCAGCAACAGCAGCAGCAGCAACAGAGCUUGCAACAGCAGCAGCAGAGCGCACAGCAGACGCAGCAGCAGCUGGAGCAGAACGAGGCGCUCAGUCUGGUGGUGACGCCCAAGAAGAAGCGCCACAAGGUCACCGAUACGCGCAUCACACCGCGCACCGUCAGCCGCAUCCUGGCCCAGGACGGCGUCGUCCCGCCCAACGGACAGCAGAACUCCACUCCCCUGCAACAGCAGCAACAGCAGCAGCAACAACAGCAGCAGCAGCAGCAGCAGCAGUCGAACGGAGGAGGCAACAGCAAUGCCACGCCCGCCCAGAGCCCGACAGGCAGGAGUCAGAGCGGCGGAGGAGGAGGAGUGGCUGGAGGAGCCUACCAUCAGCAGCCGCCGCCACCACCGCCGCCCAUGAUGCCAGUGUCCUUGCCCACAUCGGUGGCCAUUCCCAAUCCCUCGCUGCACGAGUCCAAGGUCUUCUCGCCCUACAGUCCCUUCUUCAAUCCGCACGCGGGCGGCCAGCCGACAGCCGCCCAGAUGCACCAGCACCAGCACCACCACCAGCACCAGAUGAAGCUCUCCUCCAGUCCGCCCGGCAGCCUCGGCGCGCUGAUGGACUCGCGCGACUCCCCGCCGCUGCCCCAUCCGCCAUCGAUGCUGCAUCCCGCCCUCCUAGCUGCCGCCCAUCACGGCGGAUCGCCCGACUACAAGACCUGCCUGCGGGCCGUCAUGGACGCCCAGGAUCGCCAGUCCGAGUGCAACUCGGCGGACAUGUCAUUCGAUGGCAUGCAGCCUACUUCUUCUACAUUGACACCGAUGCACCUGCGCAAGGCCAAACUGAUGUUCUUCUGGGUGCGCUAUCCGAGCUCCGCGGUGCUCAAGAUGUACUUCCCGGACAUCAAGUUCAACAAGAACAACACAGCACAAUUGGUGAAAUGGUUCUCGAAUUUCCGAGAAUUCUACUACAUACAAAUGGAGAAAUAUGCACGACAAGCUGUCACCGAAGGCAUCAAGACACCCGAUGAUCUGUUGAUUGCUGGAGAUAGUGAAUUGUAUCGCGUGCUCAAUUUGCACUACAAUCGCAAUAAUCACAUUGAGGUACCCCAAAACUUUCGCUUCGUCGUUGAACAGACACUGCGGGAGUUUUUCCGUGCAAUACAGGGUGGCAAAGACACCGAGCAGUCGUGGAAGAAGUCCAUAUACAAGAUAAUAUCGCGCAUGGACGAUCCCGUGCCCGAGUACUUCAAGUCGCCGAAUUUUUUAGAGCAGCUGGAAUAAGUGGAGGAGUUGGCUUUGCCAGCGCUGCCAACAACGCUGCCAAUGCCCCUGGCAAUGCCAAUUCAAAUGCCACCACCAACCACACAUACCACGAUCCCAGCUACUAUGAAUACUACAAUAUCUACAACAACAUCAACAACUACAGCCACAACAUCGAGGGCCGGCAGCAGCAAUCCGAAGGCGAGACGCAGACCAAAGCUAAAAGGCUAAAUCUGCGCAAGAAGUACCACUGGAUAUGACCACCAAACUACCCGAACGAAACAAAAACGAACAAAAACGAAAGAAAAAAACAAAAACCAACAACAAGCACAGAAUAAGUUAGCAAAGAGAGAGAGCUUAGAGAAGCAGCUGAGAAGUUUACACGAGUCAAAACCGCGUUUAGGCCACGAGCAAAUUCUGGGAAGCAGUCUCCCGAGCCGCAAAAUAUUUUUCAAAAAAUUUCCAAUACACCUACACCAACACACCAACACACACACACAGUACAUACACUCAGCGAAAGAGAAGAAGAAAUAAGAAAUGAGAAUAAAAGAAAUGAAGAAGAAGAUAAGAUGCGAGCUUCGAUCGCAUCCAAUGCUAAAACCAAAACUAAAAAACUAAAAAACUGAAAAACAGAAAAACUGAAAACAAAACAUAGAGCAGCAAGUCUUAAUCUAAUGUGAAAUAGUGAAAAUUGAAACCUGAGCCACACCCACACACACACACACGCCGAGCGCGUACUUUGUAGGCAGUGUAAACUGUUGAGAAGCCUGUACUCGCCGUAGCCGUUGGUUUGUUAGAUGAAAUUUUUUUGAAAAUAUUUACAAAACAUUUACGUAUACAGAUAUUUAACAAAAUAGUUGAGCCGUCUAUUGAUCUACCGAAAGUUGACACACAAACAACAUUCCACACACACAAACAAACACACAUUCCACCCACACACACACACAAAUUACACACACACAUCGGUACAAAGUGUGUGUUCAUUUGAGAGCGAAGAGCGCUCUGCGAAAGCGGCCAGCCUGCUUGGCCUACUUGGCAGACCGCUCUUCGGUAAGCAGUUUCCCUGCAGUUGCGGCGUUCACUGCUUGCGCUCUGCUUUACAAAAGCAGGCGCUGCACUGACGCCGAAAGUAUGGGAAUAUAAAGGAAAUCCCCAAUAUAAAGAGGCCCCUCCCCACCCCUCACCCCUCACACACAAUUCUUAACCCUUAAGCAUAUAUUCGAUGUCUAUUAAGCGAAAAACUAAACGAAAACAAAAAUUACCAAAAAAAACAAAGAAAGGUUAAGAAAAAGCAAAAACUAUUUAGAUUUAUAGAAGAUAUAUGCGGACAGCGGGCGUUAGGGUAGAUAAUUGAUAAUUUUAUGGUUUACGUUAUGCGAGAACCCCUUGACCAAAGUUAAUUGUUAACACGAAUCCCUUGAGUGCGGUUUAUUUUUAAUCAAUUCUUUUACUUUAGUGCGCGCCCAUUUCAGCACGCCUCUUAAUUUUUAUGGAUCACCCCACACUCACUCACACCACACACACACACACACACACACACACACACACACUAGUCUGUUAUUUAUGUACAUAAUUUAUGAAUUUAGUUAAGUUAAAGUUUAGUUGAAUUAAUUUACUUUACAUUACAUUACUUGGCCUUGAGUUGCAACAAAAACAAAAUAUACACAAAACACCAAAAAAUUCAAUUAAAAAAUAUGCUUUUUUCUUUAUUGUUAUUCUCCAAAUAUUGUAUGGUUAUAUUAUCCCCACAUUAUACCCGGCUGGCUGGCAGUGAUAAAUGUCCUCGAUCAUGCACUCUCACUCAUCAGCAGCACAGCAGACUCAACAUGGAGAGUGGGCGGGUUAAGAGGGAUAUGUUUGCUCUCUCUUAGUCCUCAUCUUCUGGCGCUAGGAGUGAGCAAACCUUACUGUUGCCACACCAGCGGCAAAACAUCAUCAAUUACAUCAUCGAAUCAUCGAAUGUUAUUACAUUUCAACAUAAAGCAAAUACCAAAAGAAUAUUCCUCAAACGAACGCACGACGAAAGAAGCGAAAAAGUAACCUUUUCGGCCCCAUAUUUGCUACGAGGACUGUCAUCAGCCAGCCAGCCAGCAGUCAGUAAACCAACCUAUAUCGCAGCCCUAUCGCCCCCUGUUGCAGGUUUAGAUUAGAUGGGAACACCGCCAUGAGGCAAGUGAGAGAGAUCGAUGGAGAUCGAGCACCCAGCAAACCUUUCGGCCACACCAUGCAUACGAAAUUAUUGAACAAUAGAUGAAUUUUAGCUAAAACUAAAUUGAAAACGAAUAAACAAGUUUUUAGGCAUAACCAGAGAAGAGUUUCCCCUUCCAGCAAAAGGGGAGCGGAGCGAAAUUUGAUUGCACUUUGGCGUAAUUAUGACAAAAUUAGUCGAGUAUAAGACGGUAGGUUCCUAGUCUGACGGGAGAGAAUUUCCAAUUGAUUAGAAUUGAAAUUAAAAAUUGAAAAUUGAAAUUUGGAUACUUACGAGUAGAAUGAACAAAAACAAAAAUGCAUUUGCAAAAUUAGUGUUUAGGGAAUCGUACAAAAAAAAAAAAACAAAACAAAAGCUAAUCGAACUGCAGUUUAAGUUGAACCCAGCGCAUUAUCCAUUUAUCCAUUGAGUAAUUGAGUUAUACUGAUUUUCCUUAUACAUAUAAAGCCCCCAUCUGAGCAGACAGAAGUCGAAAUUCCAGUCCGGAGAUCGUUCGUUGAUUGUUAAUGCCUUUACGAAAUUUAUGGAGAAGCAACUUCUUUUUGGCAAUGAAGUUGAAGUUUGAUCUAAAUCUAAAUACAAUUGUAACUGAUUUUGUGAUAAAAAAAAAAAACAAACAAGUAACUAACUAAAACAACAUCUAACUAACUAACUAACUAACAAACAAACAAAAAUCGAAGUAACUGCAAUUAUGUUUCGGAUAAAACCCAAUAUGGAGGGUGUCCCCCUCCAUACGAAAUUAUUGAUUGAUUGUAAAAAUAGUUAAUUGAGAAAUGAGAAAAAAUUGAAGCGAAAUUGAGCGACAAAAAAACCCUUUAGGCAAUUUAAGGCGUAUUAACAAUAAACGUUUGGCUAACCAAAAACUUUAGGCAAAAUUUUCUAAUUAAGCAAAAUUCCAAAAACGAAAACGAGAAAUAUCGAGAGCAGAAAGAAAACAGCUUAUUAAAAUCAGAGUUAAUGUUCUGUUGAGUUUCAGUUUGUAUCCGUAUCCAAAUCCGUAUCAGUAUCUGUUUAAGCCCAUCGCUUUCUUUCCUUUCCUUAACCAAGUGGAUGGAUCGAUGGAUCGUAGGAGGUGAAUGAGAAAUGAACCGAAAUACAUACAUACAUACUUGCGUACCACUUACACACACACACUUGAACACUUGAACACUUAAACACAUUGAAUACUUGCGUAUAUAUAAUGCAACAUACAAUACCUACAUAUUUCAUACAUUUAUACAUACUAACAUUAACAUUAACA
Molecule: messenger RNA, 9282 nt
Organism: Drosophila obscura
Lineage: Eukaryota; Metazoa; Arthropoda; Insecta; Diptera; Drosophilidae
Gene: pros
Product: homeobox protein prospero
Biological process (GO): regulation of transcription by RNA polymerase II
Cellular component (GO): nucleus
Molecular function (GO): DNA-binding transcription factor activity, RNA polymerase II-specific; RNA polymerase II cis-regulatory region sequence-specific DNA binding
Source: RefSeq, a predicted model, not a curated record